UACGUAAUUCUGCUGUCCUUGUUGCUUAUCCCAAACGCGUUCUUCUCUCAAACGGAAACGGUCUCCAGCAAAUUUCCUCUCCUUCCUGUUUGCUUUCUUCCCUUACCGCCAAAUCUAUGGAUUACGAUUUCAGGAACAGGGCAGCUUCACCAUACGAUCAAAUCCCUAUUUAUAGGACGUCUUCUUCGUCAUCGGCUCCGUCUAGCCACCCUAUGUACGGACAGUCUCUCUAUCCGAGAAUCGGUCAACAGGGCCACGCGGCAGUGCCUCCCUCAGGCCGCCACUCCUCAUAUCACCAGACCUCCGCUCCUUCGCCCUCUUCUUCAGGAUUAGGCAUUCGAGUUGCUGUAAAGCCAGAGUAUCGGAUCACUCCUCCGCCUCAGCUAUCGCCACAAGUGGGAGAUAUUCCACGGAGUAGCUUCCAGUUUGAUUUUGAGUUUGAACGAAAAAUUUUAGCUGAAGCAGAGAAGGAAAGCCAGAACUGGAGCAAGCUUGGGUUGGAAAAUCUUCCAUCAAAAACAACAGAAUCAACUUCUUCAUUGGGUUCAACUGUAGAUCCUGUAGUGAGCAAAUACAUAAGAUCAGGACUCAAGCCAGAAGCUGUUCCUUUCGCCGUUGCUAACUAUGGAGACAAUCCAACUAAGGUUCAAGAAUUUGUCAAUGGCUACAGCCUUUUAAGAGAAAUGGGAUUUGCAUCGAACAGCGUAGCUGAAGCUUUACUCAUGUAUGACAAUGACACGGACAAGGCGUUGGCACAUUUUCUCAACAAUUCGUCGUGAACAGACUGGAAAUAGAUGGCUGAAGGUGAUGCUGAUUUUCAAAUUGUGGUAUCCAAUGGUAGUCUGGUUUUAUUCUCAUUGUAAAAUUAUGGGCAACCGUUUACAUUUUGCCUAUAUAUAAUAUUACUUCUAUAAUUGUUAACAUCCCUUCCAUGGUAUAACAUUCGGCUAUUUCUGUCUUGUUGCAAAA
Molecule: messenger RNA, 969 nt
Organism: Manihot esculenta (cassava)
Lineage: Eukaryota; Viridiplantae; Streptophyta; Magnoliopsida; Malpighiales; Euphorbiaceae
Exons: 5
Coding region: 117-779 (220 amino acids)
Biological process (GO): ubiquitin-dependent protein catabolic process via the multivesicular body sorting pathway
Cellular component (GO): ESCRT I complex
Molecular function (GO): ubiquitin binding
Source: RefSeq, a predicted model, not a curated record